This is a messenger RNA of Porites lobata, 19714 nucleotides long. The record is from the annotation of a GenBank genome assembly. NCBI's taxonomy places the organism in Eukaryota, Metazoa, Cnidaria, Anthozoa, Scleractinia, Poritidae.
GAAUUUGCCAUUGGUCGCACCACCCCUUCUACACCAAGGGUGUGGUCAGUCUUUUGGUCCUGUCAUCAGCGGUUCUUCAAACAGCUCUGGUGAGUAUUUAAUCCCGUCUCUGGUCCUUUAGGGGCGGAUAUUAAAGUUUAAACGUCAUUUAACAAAAACCGUUCUAACGCUCAUACCUUGUCAUCGUUUGCUGUUCACAUCAACAAGAAGGCGACAGCCUAAAUUAGAAAACCAUUUAUCUACUUAAAAUCAAUACCCUACAAACGAAUAAGGAGGCGCUCUGAUUUUUAAACCUCGUUUAAAUAGUCGACCUUAAGUUUCACCUUAACAUUUUUGCCUUCUUAUUUCCAGUAAUGUUGUCCUUGAUGCUAGUUCAUCGGCCUAUUUAAAGUUGUACGUAAGACUAAAUCGGUAUCGUCUCCAAUGGUACUGUGGGACUGUUUGCAGACGCUAUCGCCUUUUUAUUGGAUGUUACGAGGUUACGAGGGAAACUGGGUCAAAAUUCAUCCCCAAAACAGUCCCAUAGUGCAGUUCGACUCAACACCGACCCAUGUCCAAGCGAGGUUAAGUUCAAAACCUAAAAAAAAGUAAACGAAUUUCAUUUGUAUAAGAAUUAAAAAAAUCAUUUUCAUAUCAAUGGCUUCGCACUUAGCCUCUCUUUGAAACAGAGGCUUGAGGCAACUCGGAAAUGGCUAUAUUCGUGGGCCGCUUGGGAGCUCUCGGAACAGCUACCAGGAUUGCGUGAGAAAUUAAUGAAAAAGCAACGGAAACAAACCCUAACCCUGAAAUAGUAGAGCUACGUACCUGGUAGAGCGAAUGAAAUUAUAGUUUUUGAACGGCUUCGUGACAGUGGCAAUGUAACGUAAUCCAAGACAGUCUUUGAUUCUGGAUUGCACGCUGUGGAUUCCGGAUUUGUUAUCACUGGAACUUGGAUUUGGGAUUUCCAAUCGUUAGCGGGAUUACGGAUUCCAAAGUCCAGGAUUCCGGUUAUCACACGAAAAUUUUUCCUGGAUUCCGAAAUCCGAAUUACCUGAUCCUGGGCGGAUCAUUAUACGUUUCUGGGAAACUGCCCACCUACUCCUCCCUUAAGCUAACAUUUUGCCCUAAGUGAGAAGUAAGUGUUGAUGUUGGCUUAGGGGAAGGGUAGGUGGGCAGUUUCCCAGAAACGUAUAAUGAUCACAUGGGGCAAUUUUGCCAGUAUCAUGUUCCAUUUUAAGCGCCAGCAGGCAUUUUUACUUUGUAACCUUGCUUAUAUUGGGUCUGAUAACAGAUAAGAUGUAUAUGAAUAUUUUACAGCAUGAGUAUGAAAGUUCCUACCAUAGUGGAAGAAGCCCAGCAAGCAUUGCAGGCAGGAUAUUGUGUGGUCAUUGGUCUCCAGUCCACUGGAGAGGUUUGUUUUCUCCUUCUCUCCAAUUUUUUGUCGUAUCCACUCCAAACGGGUUAUAGUUUCUGAUAACAUAAAAAUUUCUUUAUUUCAAGGUCAGCCAGUGUUUAAAAUGUAAUGUUUGGGACACUGAGAACUUCUUGCAAAGUUAGUAGAAAGUACGUACCAAAUAAUUGUUCACCCCUCACAUUGUAUAGAGAGUUUCACAUAACAUUGUAGGUUCUAUUAGUGGAUGCACUUGCGGCCCUGCUCUUUCCCCUUGCGACUUCAGCGCCGCUGAAAAUCACUCCUGCGCUCUGAUUCCACCAGCUUUGCAGGCUAAUCUCAAGGAUGGUACAUCACACAACGAAUGGAUAAUUUUGAAAAUCCACUCUAUGCUCAACAUUACUUAAUACACUUUCUGUAACCUGCAAAGCAGGCGUAUUUUGUAGGGUGACUGUUCUCCCGCCAUCUGGGAAUAUUGAAACUGACAGAGAGUUCAGUCACCUGUUCAGUUGGCGUCAGUGAAGAAAUGAUUCAAGAUGGCGGACAUUUGUACCUCUAGGCUUAAGUUUAAAAGAAAUGUUUGCUCUACAGGCCACACUUUCUGCGUUCCACAUUUCAAAGAUUCGAUGGUACUUCUCCUGUUAUGGUUCAUAAGCCACGGAAGUCCAGUCCAAUAUUCUUGUUUACUCACUUUCCCGGCCUUAUUUUUGUUUCGGGUAAUGUGAAGUUAAGUAAAUUUUUUUAAAAAAGAGAGAAAUCAAGGCUAUUAUGUUCUUUGUGUAGAAUGGCGAUGUUGUUGAAGAUCAGGGGAGUGUUCAGGCUAAAAAUCUUCUACAAGGUUUUGUCAAGAAAAUUAAUCUCCCAAUCAGGUUUGUAUCAAUGUUACAUUCUUUAAAACCCUUUUAAAGAGCCUGUCUCACUAGGAUGAGCUUUUGCUGUUUUAGGUCAAUGCUGCGCAUUGAGUCCCUACUUAGCACCUUAACCUAAAUACAAAAUGCUCCUGAGGAAUUACACAGAAAAUAGCACACAAAUUUUUAAUCAUGGAGCACUAACCACUAUUUUUUUUGGUGAUUGUUACAGGCAUAGUAUUAAAACUUGAACAAUUUGGUAGAACGUUUUCAAGUUUAAAUCCAUGUCCAUUCUUGCCAUCCGUUGCAACAGACGACAGAAACCAGUUUCAGUGCUUAAAAAUAUUCUUAAAUAACAAAUUUGUCGCAUUAUUUUUGGGAUUAAUCCUGGGUGGGGAUGGAAAGGAUUAUGUUAUGGACUACCAUACACUGUCUCACUCCACCCAGGUGUAUAAAUUUGGGUACCAAAAGAUUUAAUCCUGGGUGGAGGUGGGAGGGAUCCUGUUAUGGACUACAAUAUACUGUCUCACUCCACCCAGGUGUAUAAAUGUGGGUACCAAAAGAUUUAAUCCUGGGUGGAGGUAAGAGGGAUCCUGUUAUUGACUACUAUCCCGUCCAAGGAAGAGCAAAAAUAUUCCUAGUCGCUUCAUGCUAUGGAGAUCGGAAUGUGCUACGGCCAAGUGGGCUACCUGGCUCGAACGCAGACUUUACCUUCGUACCUUUUUGACUUAUUUUUGUCUCUAGUCCUCUUGAUGACCUUAUAAACCAGCUCGGAGGGCCAGGAAAAGUAGCAGAAAUGACAGGCAGGCGUGGUCGCGCGGUAAAAACUGACAAGCAGCCUCAACCUCAUUACGAGGCUCGAGAAUCAGACAGCAGCAAUGUGGAUGGUUUGAAUAUUCAAGAGGUGAGCAAAGGGAUCAGAACUAAAUCUUGCGCCGUGUUCCGAAUAAAAUGGUAGAAAAUGCGAUUUACAGUCGGUAAUUACAGUGAUCAGCAUAGACGUCAUCCUCGGCCAAGACCCUGGAGGAGGCAGCCAGAUCGAAAACUUUCGUCGCACGACUCGUCGCACCGUUUCUGCCGACCUGGCUGACUGCCCCUUGGUCUCCGAGGAUGAACUCUGCCUAUGUCCCUUACAUUUAAAAACAGGACCGUCGUUUCAGCGCGAGAAAGACAGCCUAGUGCUUGCGUUUGUUAGUUGUUCCUGGGAUGACAAGUUUUCAAGUGUAGUCCAACCUUAAAGUCUUACUCUAAAUCUGAACUCUUAUGCCUUAAAUUCAGGUAGCAAUCCGGUUUCGGAUCUUCGUUUCAUUCCCCAGUAUUUUUCGCUUUCGCUAUGACAACUAAGUCGGCAUAAACCAAUUGCUUGAAGCUCCAAAAAUGCCUCUUUAAAUACCACAGUUUUUAGAGAGUUGUUUGAGUAUAUCUGAACAUUCAACCUUGUUUUUUCGAUUGCAUUGUAUCACAGAGGAACAGUUUUAUGAAUGGAACAAAACUUGUUGCCAUCAUAUCUGAUGCCGCCAGCACUGGUAGGUUCCCUUUGCAUCUUGAUUCGUUUGAAGUUACCUGGUUUAAACCUUGCACUUUUUAAAUUCUUUUAAUACUUGAAAUUUGAGGGCAACCUUGAAGUUAUUUUCACACAAAGAAUCGCUGGCUCAGUGUCUGUUAGCGUUCAAUUGAGUUGCCAUUACUUGGAAUUUCGUGUAGAGACUCGAAAUUUAGAGUGAUGUUUCUUGACUUAAAGUUCUUCUCAAGCAGGAAUAAAAGGUUUUCCUCAGGUAAAAGGAACCGCAAUAAAUAACGUGUAUAAGUGACAAGACAAGACGAUAAUUUACUUGGGGUCGUAUACCACCUGGUACAUCGACUGUUUUCCAAAUGAUUUAAUAUUACAAUAUUCUGUGUGAUAUAAUUUGUAAGACUCAUUGAAUUACACAGGUAUCUCGUUACACGCGGAUCUCCGAGCAGCCAAUCAGUGCCGCCGUGUUCAUGUGACCAUUGAGCUGCCUUGGAGUGCUGACAAAGCUGUUCAGCAACUGGGAAGAUCACACCGGUCAAACCAGACAAGGUACAUGCACUGCCCAAACACAAACGUUCCUAUCCCUUUGAUAUAAGCUAUUUCCUAAAGAAGAAGGAAAUGGUUGCGCGCUGCACGUUUACCAUUUUUUAAUUGUACCUCCGCUUGAUUAGCCUUGUUGGAAGGGUAGCGUUCUGCCAAGCAGGUUUAAACCCGCCGUUUAAACCCAACACCAACCAGGGUCUUCAAAAAACUGAUCAUAUCAUGCUGCCUGUUAUCUAAGAUCUUGUCUCAGUCCAGAUGAUCUGAUAGUCACGUCAGUGGGCGGUGAUGUUAAUCCAUUGGCCUUGUCUUAUUCAUCCUUUCUUAACAAUUCGAAGGGGACGUAAAAAGAACCCACACUGCUGUUGGAGAAGAGAGUGAGAGGUAGACCUCCUGUGGUGUGGUUUAUCUCUCACGUGGAAGGGAACUGUCACGGGGCACAAUACUUGGCUUCACGCUUUUGCGGUUACCCUGCCAAGAAUUGGACAGUCUAGGAAAACAAAAAAUAAAAUUCCUUGUGAUUAAAAAUCUGAAGGCUUUCCUGGAAUAUCACUACUUCCAUAAUAUCCUGUGUACAGCCGCCUUCUCCCCUUGGGAAAAAUCGGGAAAAGGGAGGGGGCGGCUUUACACAGGCUACUCCCAUGAUCACUUUUCUUUCGCCAAAAUCCCCUUUGUACCAUGGGAGUCAGAGGAGGGAGAUAUCACGUGAUAAUGUUCACCGUCUAAUUGGCGCGCUCGGGGGCUCCGCUUUUCUCCAGAGUUUUACUGGCUCUAAUGUUUUCUUUGUUUUGUUUUGUUUUUUUUUUUAGUGGACCUAUCUAUAAACUUGUAACAACAAACUUGGGCGGUGAAAGAAGAUUUGCUGCGGCUGUGGCUCGACGGCUUCAGUCGUUAGGUAAUGUUUAAAUGUUUGUCAAACUCGGAAAAUCGUGAACAUCUGACGUAUUUGUGAAUUAUUCUCACUCAGUUGCAAGGAAAAAGCUAAUCAGACAUAAAAACAAAGAAGCUGCAAGUAUCAGCGGUAAUUAGUUUGAGAAAGAUGAUUUUUAAGUCUGACACAGGCGGCUGGAAAUGAAAAAAUCCGAGUACACCCAUCCAACAGGAGUUAAAACUUUGAUCAUCUGUUUACUAGCCCGGCCAGAUGUUCUACCACUAAGCUACAGGGGUCACGUGGGAGCUAAGGUCACUAAACUAGGUCCAUGUGGCAAACAUCCUGCAUACUUCUAGGACUAAAAUGUCGAUAUGUACUGAUGCAAUAUGAUAAGAGAUGUGAUGGCAGGGUGCAAAGAAAAUCAUUUUUAUAGCUUGCCAUUCGGGCAAGCUGAAGCUAGCAUUUACUAGCCCAGACAUCAUUUUAACUAGCCCUAAAAGCUUUUUGACCAGCAGAAUUGAUUUCACAGUUCUUCCUUUAUCCGAAUUGCUCAAAAGACAUCACUUGCUUAUUGGGCAAGUUAAAAAGAGAAUUCACCAGCCUGAUAACAAAAUCCAUUUGCCCCGAGCUAUCGGACACUACUUUCUUUGCACUCUUGAUGGUGAAUUUUGAGCCUGGUGAAUACAUGAGAAAUAUGAUUUUUCAGUCAGUGACACAGGCGGCUUGGAAGAAAAACAUCCAAUUACUCCUAGUAGGCGGUCAAACUUAUGACAUUCUGGUUACUAGUCCAGAUGCUCUACCACUGAGCCACAGGAGAAGUUUUGGAGCUAAGUUCAUGUGCAAACAUCCGGUAUGUAAUACUGCUAGAUUGUCUAGAACUAGUCCUAGCAGAAUACAGUCGAAGCUCUCCAUGCGACCACUCUCGUGGUCUAGUUACGACCACAUUUGUGAAACCCCGUUUGGACAGUGACUUAAACAAUUUAGUGAAAAAGCUCUUGUAAGCGACCACUCCAGUAAGCGGCCGUGAACGCUUUUGGGAUUACCCAAAUGGACGGGGUGGUCGCUUACGACAGCUUUGACUGUAUUUAGAACGUUCUUGUCCUAGCAGCAUGCUGGAUGUUUGUCACGUGAACCUAGUUUAGUGGCCUUAAUCAUUUGUAGCUCAGUGGUAGAGCAUCUGGACUGGUAGCCAGAAAGUCAUAGGUUUUCUUUUGUUUUCCCAGCCAAAAGCAUCAAUCCAUUCAACUAAACAGCCAUGACAGAGCCCCUUUAAGUUUUUGUUUUGUUUGCCUGCAGGUGCACUUACCAAAGGUGACAGACGAGCAGCGACUGGGGCCGACUUAACGCAGUUUAAUUUUGACACGCCUUACGGCCGAUCUGCACUCAGGAACAUGUACCAAGCCAUUACUUUGGUAUGUCAGAUAGCCUGUUUCGGGAUAAAAGAUAAUAGCGUAGUAACUAGCUAAAUUGUUUUUUAUUCUCGAUAUUUUUGACCAACUAGUUGGAUUUUACUAAAACAAUUAUUCCUCUCGCCCUCAUUGCCUCUUAGUCAAAAGCCCAUUCGGCCUUCGGCCUCAUAGGCUAUUGACUCAGAGCCCAUUCGGGCUCGAGGAAUAAUUGCUAAAAAUCCCACGUUAAAGCACCCCCCGGUUUUAAACCCUCUCCCGGAUCUAAGUCCAUCUCUUUGCUAACGAAGAUAUUACAUAUUCCGGAUACAAGUCCCCCGGAUAUAAUCCCCCCCGCCCCUAUUUAUAAGCCUACCCAAAACCCCUCAAGACGUUAUAUAAGCCCAGGGUUUUAACGUGAGAUUUUACGGUAUCGGUAUGUCAGAAGUGGUCACGAAUUAGAACCAUGUGUGCUUGUUGCUUGUGUCAUGUACGACCGAGCGUUUUUUAUUUGAACUUGGGACUUAUUUUGCCUUUUUUUUUCAGCAAUCCAUUUGUCCCGGAGUUGCUUUGUCUAAGGUUCUGUUAGCAGCACAAAUUCCCGACAAGCAUGAAUUCACAGAGUUUAACUCCAUCGCAAGGGUGAGUUUUACUUCGUUGGUCGCGAACGUGGUUAAAAUUCUUGUUUAAUUUCUCUCCUUAAAAGUGGAUUUGGAAACAAAAUUUAUGAUGUCAGAGACAGUUUUAUAUGGCAGUUAGGCAGCGAUAUUGCUUCAUAAAAAUUUUGGGCAACACGUGGGAAUGGAUAAAGGAAAAACGUCAUUUUGUAAUAACAUAUAAUGCGAUCAGUAAAAAAUGACUUGAUAGGAAAAAUUAGAGAGACCUUCAAUAGUGGCAACUCAAUACCCCAACAGCUAUUUUGUAACCACCAACAAUUUCUGCAGCUUUAGGAAACCUUUGUGGAAACAGGAGAUACAUAAGUAGCCUGUUUAUAAUAAUAAUAAGCAUUUGGAAAAAUGUAAGCUCCUUGUUUGUCUUGUCCCAUCGCGUUUCUUGCUCCUCAGCAUGGCGUAUUUGUACCACGUGACUAAAGCACUACAAAGCGCCCAUUUCGUUCGGUAGUCUAGCCCGCGCCAUAGACGAAACUAAACUCUGGUUAAGUCUGUCUACGAAAAAGCGCCGAAAUCCUUGUUCUGGGCCCCACUUGUGUACCAGGAUUUGAGUCAAUCAGGUUGAAAAGAAACUGGAAACGCACUUCUGGCAAAACGCUUAUUCCGUUGUGGGCCCAGCACAAGGAUCUCGGCGCUGUUUCGCUGACAUUACCUGGAAUUGCCUCUCAAAAAUAUGAAAAAAUCAAAUCGGCAAGUUUAAAUUUAUGCAACUCAGCAUAAAAGCGACUCUAGCAUAGGAGGAUUUGAAGAUUUUAGUCCAGCAUAGGGUAGAAAACUUCAGCUGCACUAGCUUUAGUAUAGGCUAAGGGUUACAGGGUCCCGGCGGCACAUCCCCGCCCAAAAAAUCCUGAAAAGGUACCACCCCCCCCGGGGGGGGGGUUAGAUUACAUAUGCGACGUAGGCUAUUGGUAGUCCAGUUUCACAUUAGUGGUUACUUAUGAAGAAAGUCUUUCUCAAAGGUAGUCCAUUACAUUUACCGAGGUGUCCAAAUGACUGAAUUACUCUCAAGUUUAACAAAGCCCUGUUUUCUUUCGUUUCACAGCAAUGUCUUCUGUCCAUGGGAGUAACAGACGCCAGUUUCGUGGUGAAAGACAAAGACGUCAGCGAUGUGGGAAAAUUUCUCAACCGUAUUUUGGGUCUUAGUGUGGAAAGACAAAAUUUGGUAAGUACAAAGAUCCUUCCUGUUUGGUGGCAAUGAAACGUACGUUUGAGGGGAAGUUGUGGGACUACCCUUGUUUCCUAACUUUUUCUGCUAUUUGAACCGCUGUCGUGAAUUUUAUCUGUCGAUUUCUCAGUCUUCUUUUAUCGUUCGAUUUCCCACUCUUCUUUUAUCGAUCGAUUUCUCAGUCUUCUUUUAUCGUUCGAUUUCCCACUCUUCUUUUAUCGAUCGAUUUUUCAGUCUUCUUGUAUCGAUCGAUCGAUCGAUUUCUCAAUCUUCUUUUAUCGAUCGAUUUCUCAGUCUUCUUUUAUCGAUCGAUUUCUCAGUCUUCUUUUAUCGAUCGAUUUCUCAGUCUUCUUGUAUCGAUCGAUUUCUCAGUCUUCUUUUAUUGAUCGAUUUCUCAGUCUUCUUUUAUCGGUCGAUUUCCCACUCUUCUUUUAUCGAUCGAUUUCCCACUCUUCUUUUAUCGAUCGAUUUCUCAGUCUUCUUGAAUCGAUCGAUUUCUCAGUCUUCUUGUAUCGAUCGAUUUCUCAGUCUUCUUGUAUCGAUCGAUUUCUCAGUCUUCUUGUAUCGAUCGAUUUCUCACUCUUCUUUUAUCGAUCGAUUUCUCAGUCUUCUUUUAUCGAUCGAUUUCUCAGUCUUCUUUUAUUGAUCGAUUUCUCAGUCUUCUUGUAUCGAUCGAUUUCUCACUCUUCUUUUAUCGAUCGAUUUCUCAGUCUUCUUUUAUCGUUCGAUUUCCCACUCUUCUUUUAUCGAUCGAUUUCUCACUCUUCUUGUAUCGAUCGAUUUCUCAGUCUUCUUUUAUCGAUCGAUUUCUCAGUCUUCUUGUAUCGAUCGAUUUCUCAGUCUUCUUUUAUUGAUCGAUUUCUCAGUCUUCUUUUAUCGGUCGAUUUCCCACUCUUCUUUUAUCGAUCGAUUUCCCACUCUUCUUUUAUCGAUCGAUUUCUCAGUCUUCUUGAAUCGAUCGAUUUCUCAGUCUUCUUGUAUCGAUCGAUUUCUCAGUCUUCUUGUAUCGAUCGAUUUCUCAGUCUUCUUGUAUCGAUCGAUUUCUCACUCUUCUUUUAUCGAUCGAUUUCUCAGUCUUCUUUUAUCGAUCGAUUUCUCAGUCUUCUUUUAUUGAUCGAUUUCUCAGUCUUCUUGUAUCGAUCGAUUUCUCACUCUUCUUUUAUCGAUCGAUUUCUCAGUCUUCUUUUAUCGUUCGAUUUCCCACUCUUCUUUUAUCGAUCGAUUUUUCAGUCUUCUUGUAUCGAUCGAUCGAUCGAUUUCUCAAUCUUCUUUUAUCGAUCGAUUUCUCAGUCUUCUUUUAUCGAUCGAUUUCUCAGUCUUCUUUUAUCGAUCGAUUUCUCAGUCUUCUUGUAUCGAUCGAUUUCUCAGUCUUCUUUUAUUGAUCGAUUUCUCAGUCUUCUUUUAUCGGUCGAUUUCCCACUCUUCUUUUAUCGAUCGAUUUCCCACUCUUCUUUUAUCGAUCGAUUUUUCAGUCUUCUUGUAUCGAUCGAUCGAUCGAUUUCUCAAUCUUCUUUUAUCGAUCGAUUUCUCAGUCUUCUUUUAUCGAUCGAUUUCUCAGUCUUCUUUUAUCGAUCGAUUUCUCAGUCUUCUUGUAUCGAUCGAUUUCUCAGUCUUCUUGUAUCGAUCGAUUUCUCACUCUUCUUUUAUCGAUCGAUUUCUCAGUCUUCUUUUAUCGAUCGAUUUCUCAGUCUUCUUGUAUCGAUCGAUUUCUCAGUCUUCUUGUAUCGAUCGAUUUCUCACUCUUCUUUUAUCGAUCGAUUUCUCACUCUUCUUUUAUCGAUCGAUUUCUCAGUCUUCUUUUAUUGAUCGAUUUCUCAGUCUUCUUGUAUCGAUCGAUUUCUCACUCUUCUUUUAUCGAUCGAUUUCUCAGUCUUCUUUUAUCGAUCGAUUUCUCAGUCUUCUUGUAUCGAUCGAUUUCUCAGUCUUCUUGUAUCGAUCGAUUUCUCAGUCUUCUUGUAUCGAUCGAUUUCUCACUCUUCUUUUAUCGAUCGAUUUCUCACUCUUCUUUUAUCGAUCGAUUUCUCAGUCUUCUUUUAUCGAUCGAUUUCUCAGUCUUCUUGUAUCGAUCGAUUUCUCACUCUUCUUUUAUCGAUCGAUUUCUCAGUCUUCUUUUAUCGAUCGAUUUCUCAGUCUUCUUGUAUCGAUCGAUUUCUCACUCUUCUUUUAUCGAUCGAUUUCUCAGUCUUCUUUUAUCGAUCGAUUUCUCAGUCUUCUUGUAUCGAUCGAUUUCUCAGUCUUCUUGUAUCGAUCGAUUUCUCAGUCUUCUUGUAUCGAUCGAUUUCUCACUCUUCUUUUAUCGAUCGAUUUCUCACUCUUCUUUUAUCGAUCGAUUUCUCAGUCUUCUUUUAUCGAUCGAUUUCUCAGUCUUCUUGUAUCGAUCGAUUUCUCACUCUUCUUUUAUCGAUCGAUUUCUCAGUCUUCUUUUAUCGAUCGAUUUCUCACUCUUCUUGUAUCGAUCGAUUUCUCAGUCUUCUUGUAUCGAUCGAUUUCUCACUCUUCUUUUAUCGAUCGAUUUCUCACUCUUCUUUUAUCGAUCGAUUUCUCAGUCUUCUUGUAUCGAUCGAUUUCUCAGUCUUCUUGUAUCGAUCGAUUUCUCACUCUUCUUUUAUCGAUCGAUUUCUCACUCUUCUUUUAUCGAUCGAUUUCUCAGUCUUCUUUUAUUGAUCGAUUUCUCAGUCUUCUUGUAUCGAUCGAUUUCUCACUCUUCUUUUAUCGAUCGAUUUCUCAGUCUUCUUUUAUCGAUCGAUUUCUCAGUCUUCUUGUAUCGAUCGAUUUCUCAGUCUUCUUGUAUCGAUCGAUUUCUCAGUCUUCUUGUAUCGAUCGAUUUCUCCUCUUCUUUUUUUAUCGAUCGAUUUCUCACUCUUUUUUUAUCGAUCGAUUUCUCAGUCUUCUUUUAUCGAUCGAUUUCUCAGUCUUCUUGUAUCGAUCGAUUUCUCCCUCUUCUUUUAUCGAUCGAUUUCUCAGUCUUCUUUUAUCGAUCGAUUUCUCAGUCUUCUUGUAUCGAUCGAUUUCUCAGUCUUCUUUUAUCGAUCGAUUUCUCAGUCUUCUUUUAUCGAUCGAUUUCUCAGUCUUCUUGUAUCGAUCGAUUUCUCAGUCUUCUUGUAUCGAUCGAUUUCUCAGUCUUCUUGUAUCGAUCGAUUUCUCACUCUUCUUUUAUCGAUCGAUUUCUCAGUCUUCUUGUAUCGAUCGAUUUCUCAGUCUUCUUGUAUCGAUCGAUUUCUCAGUCUUCUUGUAUCGAUCGAUUUCUCACUCUUCUUUUAUCGAUCGAUUUCUCAGUCUUCUUUUAUCGAUCGAUUUCUCACUCUUCUUGUAUCGAUCGAUUUCUCAGUCUUCUUGUAUCGAUCGAUUUCUCACUCUUCUUUUAUCGAUCGAUUUCUCACUCUUCUUUUAUCGAUCGAUUUCUCAGUCUUCUUGUAUCGAUCGAUUUCUCAGUCUUCUUGUAUCGAUCGAUUUCUCACUCUUCUUUUAUCGAUCGAUUUCUCAGUCUUCUUUUAUCGAUCGAUUUCUCAGUCUUCUUUUAUCGAUCGAUUUCUCAGUCUUCUUUUAUCGAUCGAUUUCUCAGUCUUCUUUUAUCGAUCGAUUUCUCAGUCUUCUUUUAUCGAUCGAUUUCUCACUCUUUUUUUAUUGAUCGAUUUCUCAGUCUUCUUUUAUUGAUCGAUUUCUCACUCUUCUUUUAUCGAUCGAUUUCUCACUCUUCUUUUAUCGAUCGAUUUCUCAGUCUUUUUUUAUUGAUGGAUUUCUCAGUCUUCUUUUAUCUGUCGCUUUCUCAGUCUUCUUUUAUCGAUCGAUUUCUCAGUCUUCUUUUAUCGAUCGAUUUCUCAGUCUUCUUGUAUAGAUCGAUUUCUCAGUCUUCUUUUAUUGAUCGAUUUCUCAGUCUUCUUGUAUCGAUCGAUUUCUCAGUCUUCUUGUAUCGAUCGAUUUCUCAGUCUUCUUGUAUCGAUCGAUUUCUCAGUCUUCUUGUAUCGAUCGAUUUCUCAGUCUUCUUUUAUCGAUCGAUUUCCCACUCUUCUUUUAUCGAUCGAUUUCUCAGUCUUCUUUUAUCGAUCGAUUUCUCAGUCUUCUUUUAUCGUUCGAUUUCUCAGUCGUCUUGUAUCUUUGUCAGAACUAGCCGGCCAAACUGGUCAUAAUGAAAAUGAAAUGUUUACCAAAAACCCAUCACUGCCGCGCAUACAUUUUAGAGAUAAACAGAUCUGUCCGGAUAGUCCUGAUUAAAAGUGGAAUUCUCCUGGCGGUUGUACUGGUCUGGCCAGCCAGUUCUGACAAAUUGUAAGUGCCCUAAGACUUUCUAUUAUCGAGUUUCCUUUUUUGUUUCUGUUUUCUAUUUUCGUGGUGUUACUCAAUCAGUCGCGUUUUUAGCGCUCAUGGAAUUCGACUUUUGAAUGAGUCUGAUAUCCAGAUUUUACCGCUAGCUCCUUCAGGGUAUAGGGAAGAGGAGAUGGCUGACACCACAAACUCGGCUUCGGUAUCUCAAAUAUAUAACUUUCUCCUCUACACCGGUAGCUCGCUAGUAUAGAACAGACGCUUGUGCCUUCCCAAGCUCACUAACCCAGUUUACACCCACUUUUCUGCUGCGCUACAUCUCACGUGACCACACCCCUUGUGCAAAGUACUUUGCGAUUUUUGUCUCAUAAGAAAUGUUUCAUUGUCUCCUGUUUUAUUUGUAGUUAUUCUCGUACUUUUGUGAGUGCCUAAAUGCUGCAAUUGAAACUGCAAAGCGCGAAGGAAGGUAAGUAUUGUUUUUGUUACUGACCAGUUAAUUUCUAAGAAACUAAGUUCUUCACCCCGAAGCGUCGAUCUCUCAUAUUAAGCUUAGGGUCAAUAAAGCUUGGCUCUUGCACGAUAAGAUUUGUGUCGCAUGCAUCCUCGAAAAAACAUUGGUCUCGCAUUCAUACCCUGGACACAAAUGAAUAAUAUUGCGUGAUAAUUCUUAGGUAUAGUGAAGGCGUGACAGACGUAUCUGGAUCUUCAAUCACGAUGGUCGGCGCUGCCCAGCCUGUUUUUAGCGACUUUCAAAGAGGCCUCAUGGAAACAAAGUAAGUAGUCUUAAUGAAGAUAUGACCCUUCCCAGUCGUGAACGCAAUUUAAGCAAUUGCAAAUUUAGCCUGAAGUUACCAUUAAGUCAAUUCUUAAGGUCAUUCUUCUGUAGUAGAACCUGCAGUGAGAUUUUUGUCAAACUUUGCCGAUUGGAUGUUGUUUGAAAUAAAAUCGCGGGGUCCCCAAUCCCCAUACUCGUUUUGGAGCGGGAGCAACUUGUAAGUGCGCAGUGAUUCCUUGAGAUACCAAGGGAGCUUCCGCAUCAACGACGGCGAUGGCAGCGAAAACGUCACUUUCAAAAUGAAUUUGAGUGGUUUUUUUUUGGCGUGCUUAUUCCAGUUCAAUGACAAUGUCAAACUGUAGCGGGUGAAUUUCUUGGGGACCGCACUCAAGUUUAAAUAGAGAAGGAAAAAAAUUCUCUCUCGCUUGUUUACGUCCUCCAUAAACGUGAAAUUAGGCAUUUUCACAUCGUAGUUGUGUAGUGACGGCAACGAAAUGUAGGAAAAUGUGUGAUGCACGUGCGAAGUUGUUGUUUAGCUAAUAUAAACCUAAGCCCCGUGCAAACGGACGCAACUUAACAUUGUUGGCCAACAACUCCCAACAUUGUUGGAUGUUACAUGUUGCGUCCGUUUGCACAUCCUGUUGGAUGUUGUUGGAUGUUGUUGCGUGUUGUUGCGCAAAGUUUGAAACCGGUCAAACUUUUCAGCCAGCGACUCCCAACAUUUCUUUUCUUCCGUGAUCGCCGAAACGUAGCACAACAAUGUUGGAUCCGUUUGCACAACUCUUCCAACAUUGUUGGGGCCACGCACGCUCAUUACGCAUGCUUUACAAAGACUCAUGGGUUGUAUGCUUCCCACGAUGUACUGCAGGUCCCAACAUUGUUGAGAGUUGUUGCAUCCGUUUGCACACCACUGCCAACAUGCACGCAACAACUCCCAACAUUGUUGGCGCGACAAUGUUGGGAGUUGUUGCGUCCGUUUGCACGCAGCCCUAUGAUUUUUUAAUAUUUAUGAGUACAUGUUUUGAACACGUUUCCGACGGUCGUCUCUCUUUCUACGGUAGAAAUUAGUCUUAAUUUAUUCAAGAAGAAGAACGUUACUGCUCAUUUUAAAAGAAGAGAAAAAAUAAAAGGUCACCAUGCUCGUUUACGAGAAAAUGAAGAUUUAACUCUCUGGGGAGCUCCACUCCAGUGUCAAGGCAAAAGCCGCCUUGUUUUAAGUGCGUGCGUCCUGUUAUGAUCUGUUGGCGUGGGCUUAUCAAGUGUGAAGUAAUGCGCAAUGCAUACGAAGGAAUAACCUAAAAUCCCUUCUCAGUUAUUUUCAUUUCUUUUUUCAGACACAUGACUGUAAACGUUGAUCGCGGAAUAGGCUGGGAUUCAGCAGUGAAGCAGUUACAAGACAAUGGAAAAAACAAGUUUGACGGGUUUUAUUGUUCCAAAAGGGAACAGAAAGGGAGACGGCUUUACCUUCUAGCGAUACAAAAGGAGUCUUCCACCCAUCUUUUUAACAUUACAAGGUAAAUGUAAGGGCGAAAAACUGCUUUUCACCGAUGUGAACGCCCUAAAAGUUCAAAUGUUAGGUUGGUUGGUUGGUUUAAAUACCGUAAAUCCUCUAUACAGCCCUGCCCUCUCUCUUAAAUAAGCACCUUCCCCUCUAACGUUUCAUCUGGACUAAUCCGGUAUGCUUCAUUAACCAGAUUCAGAGACUUGAAGUUGUGAUUUCUUCCUGUAAACGAUAAAGUACAUGCGAUUAAGCCUCCCAGGAUCUAAGCUCCCGGCGCGUCCAAACGAAUUAAAAUGAAUUCGAUUUAUUAUGACAUUUUGAAGCUUGCUUAAAAACCAGUAAAUGCUAAAGGUUUCUUGUUCAGCACUGGUAUAGAAUGUUUCGAAGUGCCUUUUCUAUUUCGGUUAUUAGCCCCUUCGUUUAUUACCUCUCUUAAAACCCCUUAAGAAAAUGUAUAAACCCAGGGCUUAUAAGCGACAUAUUACGGUUGUGGAAUUUCUACCCAAAGAUAAUUUCCGCUUUUACUUCGUUUUGUUUUUGUGCAGACCAAACACAGGACGGUCUCCUUUUGAAGAAGAAAAAACCGAUCUUCUGCACAAGUACAAUAGGAUUUCACUGGAAGAUGCAGGUAAGCGAGGCGGGCCUAGUCAGGCUAUCUUUUGUAUCUACCACCGGGAAGCCGUGUGAAAUCAGAAGUGCUGUCCGCGUGUUUUACUGUGAUUUGUUUGAAAUCUAGUACACUGCACGGGUGCCAGCCCGUCCUAAUUUGUAAAAGGUAGGCGAAUAUUCCUGGAGCUCAAUUCUCAAAAAGUGUAGUUAUCUUCAAAAAGAUAAAUAAAAAUUCGUCGUCGUCUCGUCCUCCAUAAAACGUCGCUUUAGGGGGUUUCACGUCGUAGUCGUGCAGUGGACGUUAAAGAAAUGUACUAAAAAGUGUGGUGUACGUGCAGAGCCGUAUUGUUUUGUUCAUAAAAUGAAUUUUUUGACGUACUCGCUGCCGUCGUCGUUGUGGUUGCAGAGCUUUUAAAAUAAAAGCCAUUAAAUAAAAACAUUUCUUUUGUCGUAACUUCAUGUUUUGCUAAUCGUUUAACAGGUUACACGAAAAGUAAAACUCGUAAAAUGUCAACUACUUUGAUUGGUCAGGAACUAAAUACUGUGGUAUACUUUUGAUUCAUUAGAUGCUGGAUGGAAAGCACAGUACGAAAGAACCAGAGAUCACUGUAUUCACGGAUUAGGCUGCAAGACUGGACCUUAUUGUAAAAGUAAGUGAAAACUUUAUUACAGUGGUGUAUUCCUUAGAAGUCUCCUUAAGAGACCACGAGGAAGUGACUCGACAAAAUGAUUUAAUCCUUCUUUAAAAGAAUAACUGCGACAAUUUGUUAAUGAAUGAACGAAUAAACUUUACGAACGUGUCAAUACAAUAUCUGGUAGAGAGGAAUCCCUCAUCUAAUAGGGGACACCUAAAGCGCGAUACAAUUGUCACAGUUAGUUGCAAUAAAACGAAUUUUUUAAAUUUACAGUGAGCACGAUACAAUGAAAAGUUAUCAACUUGUUAGUGGCUAUCUUUAAAAAAAUACGUAACGUUGAUGGGUAAUGCAGUCCAUGAUUAAGAUAUGGUCAUGCUAUCUUUCUUUAUCCCAUCCCAUCCUAUCCUAUCCUAUCCCAUCCCAUUCCAUUCUGUCCUAUCCUGACCUGUUCAUUAGAAAGAAAAGACAGCAUAAUAGCAUCCCAAUAUCAAUACCUUGUAUGGUUACUUGGUAUUGGCCAUUUUGAGGUUGCGCGUCAGGUUCAGGUUGUUGGUAUGUCGAGAGCACUUUGAUCCCUUUUGGGACGCUAUGGCUUCACUCAUUGGCUUUUACGAGGUUGCGCAAGAAACUGGGUUAAAAUUUCUCCCGCAAAACAGUCCCAUAGUGCAAUGGACUGGCCACUCUGUGGUCAAGAGUGGUAUUUCACAUAUAUUUACAUGAAGUCAAACGGCACCAUAAAAUGGCUUAUCAUUGGAUCGAUCACCGUUUCUGGAAAAACUCCCAACCUCCGAAACCCUAACCCAUGUUUUUUUUCUAAAGCACCCGUUAGGGAAAAACGAGAGUUAAGGUGGGUUGGGAAGGACCCAGAAACUGUAAAUAAUUCGACGAGAUCCCGUUUUUGUUUGUUUGUCAGCCGGCUGUCGCAUUACUCAGAUCCAUUUUUUGUGUGGUGGAAUUAUUCCUCUGUUGUCUGCGUUGGAGAUGGCCAUGGCUAAAAAUGCUGAUAAAAUUGGUCUCAGGUAAGUAACUCUUAACCCCUUCGCUUCCAAAAGAACUGAUUAUCAAAAGCAUGAAUCGCUAUAAAAGCCGAAGCACUGCUAAAAAGGUUAUAUGUGAAUGGUCGCACAAUGUAUUCACAGUAUGUUUUAGCGGUUGAUAUUUUGUCCGUCUGGCGACUUCAGUUCCCGAGGCGUGAGUUUUGGUCGUGUCAUUGUGUUUGGUUCUUGUCGGCGAGCAGUUUUUCUUUUUCCUUUUUGUUGCAGCAAGGAAAGUCGAUCUCUGAGAGUAGUCCGCGUUGAGCUAGAUAACGGUCAGCGGCUGGUAGGUCUGCGUUACCCAGAGCAACUCAUACCGGAAGCUACAUUGUUUCUGAAGGAGCAAAAGUUGCUCGACGCCGUUAUCGUAAGUAAAUAUUGAUUUGUAUAAAGAAAAGUGUAAAAAAUUCUCAUCACACAUUUUUGGCCAAGCACUCGUGUUAAAGAACAGUUCCCGACCGGUCCUUAAUUUUAGCAGCGUUGAACGAUUGAUAACCACACUCAGUCAUCAUCAAUAACUCCUCUUACCCGAGAGUGACCAACAUUAAUUUUCUCCUAACAAUAAUAUUUAACAAUUAUUCCUCUCGCCUUCAUGGCCUCUGAGUCAAUAGUCCAUGAGGCCGAAGGCCAAAUGGGCUAUCGACUUAGAUGCCAUGAGGGCGAGAGGAAUAAUUUUUUUAAUAAAAUCCAACUAGCUGGUCAAAAAUAUCGAGACAAAACAGGUUUAGCUGGUUAAAGCUCGACUUUAAUGCUUUUUUUGCCGCCAAAAAGCCCGUGCUUUUCGUUACUAGUGGGCUAUAACAUAUAGCCUAGUAGUAGCUCAACUAAUCAGAACGCAGCAUUGAUAAUAGACCACUAGUUGGAUUUUACUAAAUAGACUUAGCCAGGGCUAAAAGCGAAGCUCUGGUUAAUAAUACUUAUAAACCAGAAAAAUUAAAACGUGUAAUGCUAAACGGGGACGGCAAUGAAAAUGGCAUCAAGUUUAAUAGAUUUAAUAAGCAAAAAAACAAAUUUACACGUGCAGCACGCUUUUUGUCUUUGUUUGCCGUUGUUUUGCACAACUACAACGCUGUUUUGUUGGACUAAAUCGUCAAACUUCCUAGUUACACAUUAUUUUUAUGGAGGAAUUGUCGUAUGUGCUUACCCAGUAUUUUGUCUCCUGUGUUCAUGUUCGCUUUUAUUUUUCACUGCCCCUCAUUUUCACCUUGCUGGGCGUUAAUUCCUUGCUGGCCGCUAGCAUUUCUCAUUGUCUCACCGCCGCUUUGAAUUUUUAUGUUUUUCUUCCUAAAUUCGGCUGUAGCUCUUUCUCUGUUAUCCACGUGAAUGUAAACAUCAAAAAUAACAUCGAAAAAUACAUGACUUUGUACUUCUCACUUAGGCCAAAAUGUUGGCUUAGGGGAGGGGUAGGUGGGCAGUUUCCCAGAAGCGUGUAAUGAUCCAUAAUAUCAAUACGUAACCAAGAGAAAAGGUUAUAAGAAUUAAUAAAAUGUAACCAAAAGUUGAUAUUUUACAAAAUUCUCUAUACGUGAAGAAAAAGUCUGAAGAUUUUAUUUGUCUGUGGAUACUGGGUUUUCGUAGUACACAACAGAGAAUAAGUUUUAUUUUAACAUCGCAGCAUGAUCUUGUUACUUAUCUGAUAUUUAUUUCAAAUUAUUAAUAACCUGCGAGUUCAGCCUUCUCUCGUUGCCCCCGUUUGUGGGGACGUUAGCGAGAGUUUGGUUAAAAUUUUUAUCAUGCUUUACUACUGCUUCUAGGCUUCAACUUUGAACCGGGUUAGGUAUUGUUUUGACUUAAACGAUUAUCUUUUGUUGUUGUUGUUUUUUUUCCUUUAUUUUCUAGGACAAACAAAAUGGUGUUUUGAGUUCAACAGAACCUUCUCUUAGACAGCCAUCAAAAGCCAGCCGAGCGUUUGAGGAAGCGGAAACUCCCAUCAACCAAAGGACGUUAACUAAGGCUACUACUCCUCCUGUAACUAUAAAGAAUUUCUUUAAACCGAAGACUGUUGAACGAUCACCUGAGAGUAAUAAAAGUGCAUCAGAACAUCAGGAUGUUAAGGAAAAGAGCGGGGAAAAUGACUGCAAUGAGAUCGAAAAUCAAGAAAUCGAGAACAACGUCAAAAACAGCACGGUUCACAAACAAGCAACGACCAAAGUAAGUAAGAAGGAAGUCAAAUCAAUAUACUUUAAAUCGAAGGGAAGAGAAAAGGAAGAGCUCCCGGAAAAUAAAGGACCUUUCAAAGGUGCUGCUAAGUGUAAUGGUCUUGUGCGCCACCUUUCGGAACCCCUUUCGGAACCCCUUUCGAAAGAGAACCUUCAAGGAAAGAACUCUUUGAAACGAACUAGUUCUGAAGCGCCGUCAAGGGCGAUUAAGCGACAGAAGCAAUCGAGCAUUUUGUCUUCGUUUGGGAAAUGGACUGACAAAGAUUCUAAGGACCAAAUGGAGAAGGAAAUUCGCUGCCCUGUUUGUGGGGAGAAAUUUGCUAGCGGAUUGAAAAAUUCUGAUAUCAACAAACACAUCGACAAUUGUCUCAGUAAAUGA